GGUAGAGAUAUCUCUUUGAUCAGUCAAAUCAUAUUUGGUUUGAGACGAUAAUGUGGUGUUAUACGUUUCAUUUUUUCUUUUCCCUCAGUAACAUUAGAGCAGUUGAUGAAAGCUGCGCGCGGUCAAGCCCACAUCUCUAAACGGCAUCAGCCUGAUUUAGACUGUAGAUGAUGAUGACUAGAUGAGACAGCAAAUACUCACGAGAGUGUGUGCUACUGGUUUAAUAGUUGUCAAACGAGUCUUCGCCCGCAACAAGAGGAUGGAAGUAUAGAGACAGUGUUUCCUUGAGGACAAAGUGAUGGAGCAGGGAUCAGAGGAGGACAUGGAAAGCUCGUGGACUCUGCUCUCCUGGCUGGCCUCUAGUGUGCUGGUGUUUGGGGGUGCCGUGCCCUAUGUCCCCCAGUAUCAGGAGAUCCAGAGGACCAAUAACUUAGAGGGCUUCUCAACAAGAGUCUGCCUGGUGCUGCUCAUUGCCAACAUACUGCGCAUUUUCUUCUGGAUAGGUAAGCAGUUUGAGCUGCCUUUGCUGCUGCAGAGUGUGGUGAUGAUACUUACCAUGUUGGCUAUGCUGCACUUGUGCUGUUCCAUCCAGACCACCAACCGAGUCAGUACCAAACAGCACCAUGUCACCGAUUUGGACAUCCGGUAUUUCUGGAGCUGGAGUUCUUUUGAAGACUACCUGAUGUUCUGCUUUGCCUUCACCCUGCUGUGUGCUUUUAUGACGUUCCUUUUUCUGGACUGUGUCUUGUUUGUGGAAGCUCUGGGCUCUUUGGCUGUGAUGUUUGAAGCCAUGCUGGGUGUGCCUCAGCUGCUACAGAACUACAACAACCGAUCCACUCGAGGAAUGAGCAUAAAGAUGGUGCUUCUGUGGACCGCUGGUGACAUCUUUAAGACUACGUACUUUGUGAUCAAUGAAAGCCCCACCCAGUUCAUAGUGUGUGGUGCGGUGCAGAUCUUAAUUGACAUUGCUAUUCUGCUCCAGGAGGAGAAACGUGAAAUGUGGCCAGAGGAAGAGAGUCCUUCAGCAUGAUGUGUGUGUUAUCUAACUAGGUGUCAUAUUUCACAGCACAUUAGCUUCUCUGAUAUGACCAGCAUG
Messenger RNA from Xyrauchen texanus (razorback sucker), 1096 nucleotides. RefSeq names its product solute carrier family 66 member 2-like. The record is from RefSeq and is a predicted model, not a curated record. The transcript has 6 exons. Gene Ontology annotation, cellular component: trans-Golgi network; endosome. The coding region runs from base 299 to 1030 and encodes 243 amino acids. NCBI's taxonomy places the organism in Eukaryota, Metazoa, Chordata, Actinopteri, Cypriniformes, Catostomidae. Gene Ontology annotation, biological process: phospholipid translocation; retrograde transport, endosome to Golgi.